Oncorhynchus masou masou (cherry salmon) is the source of this 1019-nucleotide messenger RNA. It is a transcript of the gene scpp9, whose product is annotated as secretory calcium-binding phosphoprotein 9. The record is from RefSeq and is a predicted model, not a curated record. The coding region runs from base 60 to 647 and encodes 195 amino acids. The transcript is spliced from 10 exons. Lineage: Eukaryota; Metazoa; Chordata; Actinopteri; Salmoniformes; Salmonidae.
AUACUGCUUGGAGGACUGCACCUGAAGCAAAACCAUUUUCACCACUUCAAGAUUGCAAAAUGAAGCUUCUUAUUUUUGUUGCCUUCAUGGCCACCAUCUUCAAUGUCAAUGCUGGCAAGAAACUGAGACUGCUGGCAGGUCUAAAUGGUGGAAUUGUGUCUGGGGUUAACCCUGGACUGGUGGUGGGGGGCCUGAACCCUGGCGUCCUCCCUGGUGGCACUGGGUUGAUUGGGCAGCCUCAGUUUGCCCAGAUGGUCCCAGGUGUCCCCACGUAUGUCAUGCAACCCCAAGCUGUUCCCAAUGGUCCCUAUGGUUUCCCCAAUGUUGGGAUGCUGCAGCCUCAACUGUUCCCUAACUUCCCUGGGCAGUACCAGUAUCCAGCCCCACCAGCUAAUGGGCUGCCUUACUACAUGGGUGUCCCUCAAAUGACAGGAAUGAAUCCUCCACAACAGCAAGUCAUGGGAGUCCAAGGUGCAGGUGGGAUUCCCAUGAUGCAACAGCAGCAGCCACAGCAGGGUCCUCCACAAGCAGAGCCCGUGAGAAGAUUCAAGCGCUUUCUGAUGAGGAGGGCUCACACCAUGAAACCUGAUUUGGACAUUCAGAUUUCAACUGAGACAACCACAACUCCGUCCCCAACUACUUGUUAAGACAAUAUUCAAGUUUAAAGUCGACAAAUUUGAGAGGAACAAGGUGUCUGCUGUAGAACAUGGACACAGGGGAAUUUCACCAAGUCGUCCACCGCACUUUAAGUUAAUCAUAUCAGAUACGCUAGCGGUUAAGAGCUUUGGGCCAUUAACCGAAAGGUUGCUGGUUCGAAUCCCUGAGCCAACUAGGUGAAAAAUUGGUUGAUGUGCCCUUGAGCAAGGCAUUUAACCCUAAUUGCUCCUGUUAAUUGCUCUGGAUAAGAGCGUUUGCUAAAUUACUAAAAUGUAGAUGUAUAAUGUCUUCUAACAUUGCAGACAUGCAGAUCUUAUUUGCCAUGUCUAUGUUUCUUCUUGAAAUUUCAAUAAACAUGACUA